Messenger RNA from Arachis duranensis, 357 nucleotides. RefSeq names its product protein MAIN-LIKE 1-like. The record is from RefSeq and is a predicted model, not a curated record. The coding region runs from base 1 to 357 and encodes 118 amino acids. The transcript has a single exon. NCBI's taxonomy places the organism in Eukaryota, Viridiplantae, Streptophyta, Magnoliopsida, Fabales, Fabaceae.
AUGGCGAUUUUUGGCAGCGAACCCGUCAUGAGUAGUUCAUCUAAAAGUUACACAAAGUUGUCAUGGGUUCGCUAUAUUAGAGACACACAGCCUCUAGACCCUCGGGAGUUUGUUCAGCGAUAUGUUAGAUGUCACAUCUUCUGUCUGCUGGGAACCACCCUCUUCGCGGAUAAGUCGAAAGCGUAUGCCCACACAAAAUACCUAUCACUGCUCCAAAAUUUUGAGCAGAUCGGCACUUACAGUUGGGGGUCAGCAACUCUUGCACAUCUUUACAGGGCACUGUGCCAUGCAUCGUGGUACGAUUGCAAGGAGAUGGAUGGCCCACUGAAUUUGUUGUUUGUUUGGGCAUGGGAGUGA